Pollicipes pollicipes is the source of this 468-nucleotide messenger RNA. RefSeq names its product NPC intracellular cholesterol transporter 2 homolog a-like. Gene Ontology annotation, molecular function: sterol binding. Lineage: Eukaryota; Metazoa; Arthropoda; Thecostraca; Pollicipedomorpha; Pollicipedidae. Bases 22 to 462 code for a protein of 146 amino acids. Gene Ontology annotation, biological process: sterol transport. The transcript has 4 exons. The record is from RefSeq and is a predicted model, not a curated record.
CAGCAACGCCACCCGUCAGUCAUGAUCGGCCUGCAGACUGUGCUGUUGGUGGGCGGCCUGGUCGCCGCGGCCGUGGCCACGCCCUAUCAGGACUGUGGCACCCGCUCCGUGCUGACCUCACUGGAGAUCGUUGGCUGUGAUGAGGUGCCCUGCAUUCUCAAGAGGGGCGGCAAGGUCACUCUCAACGCCGACAUUCUCUCCGACACACACACCGACGGCCUGGUUUCUGAGAUUGCCGGCAUCAUCGCUGGUGUACCAGUGCCCUUCCUCAAGGACGACAAGGCUUGCGACGGUCUGACGUCUGGCUCGUGCCCCCUCGAGGUCGCCGACAAGGCGUCGUUCUCCGCCAGCGUGGACGUGUUGAAGGAGUACCCGCCGAUUGCCGUCACCCUUCAGUGGAAGCUGAAGGACGACGCAGGCUCAGAAAUGUGCUGCGUGGAGAUUCCAGCCAAGAUCCAGUGAGCAGCG